UAAAGCCUUGAGUGUGGUUUAAAGGGCAGCGCUAAUUCCGGGUUUCCCCCGGGGCCACUGGAACUAGCUGUGGGGGCUCAGGAUAGUGAUUGGCUGACCAGGGGCCCCUUCUUCCUUAAUCUCCGCACCCUGAAGACGGAAGUCCGAUUGGGGAACGGAAUCGGAGCUGUCAUCCCGUGAGGGCAUCGGGACUCGGCCCUAGAGGAGCCAGAGGGAACGCCACCGGCUCGGACCCCAAAGGUCUGCCUCUGGGAAGGUGACGCUCACCUCCUUCCCACCUUCUAAAGCAGCGCGGAAGCUACGACGGACCGAGGAGCCCGCACCGGCUGCCUGUUCUGUUCUCAGGAAACCAAACCAAACCGGGAGCCCGAGAAGCCCCGUCAGCCCGGCCCUUUGCACUCCAUGGCGGCUCUGAGCCCGGCACAGCUACUGAAGGUGGGGGCCGCGGGCCGCGCCGGCGUGAUCGCUCCCCGCUAGGAGAGGAGGAUGGGGCUCCCCGUGUUUCUCGGACAUUGCCCUAGGCCGGCUUUAUUUCAGACUUAAUUCCCCAUCUUUCCCUUCCCUAGCCUCCCAUCGCCGUUGGGGCUCAGCCAGUGACCUAAGGCCCCCGCCCCGAGUUCCACGGGGACUUUGGACAGGGUUGGGAUGCCAGAUUGCAAGAAUGGGAUGGGGGAGGGCACAGGAGAAGGGAGAUGAGCCUGGGGCCCUGGAGUUCCCCCUGCUUUGAUUGGAAGAGCCAGGAGUAUAAAAAAGAAAAAAACCAAACCAAAGCCCCAAACCCCAAACUUUAUUUGUGAAGCGCUUGAAGCCAUCAGUGGGUGGAAAGAAGGAGAGAUGGAAAGAUCCCGGGAUAGAAUCAGCUGCACCUGGAAGGCACAGACCAAGCAAGAGACUCGAGGCCUGGACUUUAAGGGUCCUCUAGAUUAACUCUCAUUUUACCGAUGAGGGGAAAAUGCCCAGAGAGCUCAAGUCACUUGUCCAAGUUCCAGGAGGAUGGAUUUCUGGUCCUGGAAGGGAUAUUUUCCCCCAAGGAGUGUGAUAUGAUGAGAGAACAAAUCCAGAAGAUUGUAGCAGAAAUGGAAGUCCCUUCUCACUGUCGCACUGAAUUCUCUACUCAACAAGAGGAACAGCUCCGAGUCCAGGGCAAUACAGACUACUUUUUGACCAGUGGGGACAAGAUCAGAUUUUUCUUUGAGAAAGGAGUGUUUGACAAGGAAGGUAAUUUUCUAAUCCCACCAGAGAACUCUAUCAACAAAAUUGGCCAUGCUCUGCAUGCCCAUGACCCUGUCUUUAAGUGCAUUACCCACUCACCUCAGGUGCAGGAGCUGAUUAAGAGUCUGGGGCUUGAAGUACCUGUGGUAGUUCAAAGCAUGUACAUCUUCAAGCAACCACAUUUUGGCGGGGAAGUCACCCCACACCAGGAUGCCACCUUUCUCCACACUAAGCCAUUGGGCCGAGUGCUAGGCAUUUGGAUCGCGAUAGAGGAUGCUACCCUGGAGAAUGGCUGCCUCUGGUUCAUCCCUGGAUCCCACACUGAUGGCAUUUCUCGAAGGAUGGUACGGGUGCAGGUUGGCUCUGUGGGCUGCACCAACUUCAUAGGCUCUGAACAGGUUUAUGAGGACAGCCGUUUUAUCCCCACACCUAUCCAUAAAGGGGGUCUCAUCCUGAUACAUGGAGAGGUUGUUCAUAAGAGUGAGCUGAACCACUCUACACAUUCUCGCCAUGCAUACACCUUCCACCUUAUGGAAUCCAAGGGCACUCACUGGAGCCAAGAUAAUUGGCUUCAGCCAACACCAGAACUGCCUUUCCCCCUACUGUAUACCUAAUGGUAAUUAGUAAGAUGGAUUCCCCUGCCUUUCUAGGUAGACCUGAUGCUUCCUCUGUCCUCUGGGGUAAAUGGCUCUUGUUUUGUCCUGGACGACUUAGUACCUAGUACAUCUGCCUUUCUUCUUGGGAUCAACUCCUGGAUAACCCUCAGACUCACCUGGUAGAGAGGAAGAAAAAAGCUUGAUGUAUGUAUGAGAGAAGGAAGGGAGAAGUAACACAGGGAGAAGGAAAUGAAUGAGGGAUGUCUAUGAUAUCAGUCACUGAAUAAAAAUUACCAAAUGCA
Monodelphis domestica (gray short-tailed opossum) is the source of this 2110-nucleotide messenger RNA. It is a transcript of the gene PHYHD1, whose product is annotated as phytanoyl-CoA dioxygenase domain containing 1. Lineage: Eukaryota; Metazoa; Chordata; Mammalia; Didelphimorphia; Didelphidae. The record is from RefSeq and is a predicted model, not a curated record.